AUAUUAAAUUCCGCUCAGCUCAUUUUAAUAUUAAGUCAAUUGUUUUCUUUUGGCUUCUUGAAACCAAUUCAUUUUGCCCUUUUUAAAAUAUAUUAAAAAUGAGUGACUUAACAGAGAUCAUUACAACGGUAUCCCUUCUUGUUGGAGGGUUACUUUUAAUCUUAUCUGCGUAUAUUUUUGGAGUCUGUAAGAAUAAAAACCAUAAUAAUUUUAUUAUUAAUACUUUGUUGAUGAUUUAUGAUUGGGUUUUCUACAUAAUUUUCACUAUAUGGAUCUCUACAACUGACAUGCAGUCUAUUCUCGUGAUUAUUAUACCGUUAAUGUCCGUUAUGAUUUUUUUCAAUUUUAUACUUACUGUCACCAUAUUACGACGAGAAAUUAAUAAUAAUGAACAAUUUCGUGCAUGGUUCCAAGAACAUAACGUUUUUAUUAUAUUUCUUGUAUUGUGUUCAUUAGUUAAUCUUAAUGUAUUGCAUGUUUUAAAUUGUAAAUUUAAUUAUAUGGAUAUAUUUGAUGCAAAAUUAUCUUUUACUGUCGAGAAGAAAAUCAUUCACGCAAGUGUGAUUAGUUUGGUUCUUGGAGAUAUUCCUCGAUUAUUUCUUUUGCUUAACUGUGUUUUGACCUUAACAGAGUUUUAUGCAAUUCCCGUGACAAGUUUAUUCUUGACUUUAUUGGUACUUUUCUUCAGAUUCUUUUAUAGAUUAUAUGAAUCAAUGAUUAGAGAUUAUGAAAAUUCAACUGUACAAGAAUUAAUUGUAAACAAAAAGCAAUUUUUAGAGGCAUAACUGAAUGUUACUUUUUUAUAUUUUUCGAAUAUACUGUACACCUUCCCCAGCUAAUACCCUUGAGUACAAUUUCCAUCCUGAGGGAUUUAAUAUAUGAAAAUUCUGAAUUUGAUUUAUGAUAGUCAUUAAAUAAAUAAUAAAUAAAAUCUAUUUUAAGUGUGGUACUUUUGGUUCAAAAU
Rhizophagus irregularis DAOM 181602=DAOM 197198 is the source of this 964-nucleotide messenger RNA. RefSeq lists its product as uncharacterized. NCBI's taxonomy places the organism in Eukaryota, Fungi, Glomeromycota, Glomeromycetes, Glomerales, Glomeraceae. The record is from RefSeq and is a predicted model, not a curated record.